CUCCCGACCUCCCCACGAGCCGGGCGGCGCGCGGUGCAGGUGCCGGCGAGCCCCUCGAAUGCCGCUGCCCGGCCCGAGGUGGUAGCGGCGCCGGGCGCGCUCCGCCCGCCCCUCCUCCUGGCCGCAUCGGGCUCCGGGAGCGCGGGGACAUGUCGGUGGCGACAGGCAGCAACGAGGCGGCCGGCGGGGCCAGCGGCGGCGGCGCGCGGGUUUUCUUCCAGAGCCCCCGGGGCGGCGCCGGCGGCAGCCCGGGCUCGAGCAGCGGCUCAGGCUCCUCCCGGGAGGACUCGUCGCCCGUGGCCACGGCGGCCGCUGACGGGCAGGUUCAGCCGCCGCCGCAGCAGCAGCAGCAGCGGCGCCACCAGCAGGGAAAAGUGACAGUGAAAUACGAUCGCAAAGAGCUUCGGAAGCGGCUUGUGCUGGAGGAAUGGAUCGUGGAGCAGCUGGGUCAGCUGUACGGCUGCGAGGAAGAAGAAAUGCCAGAGGUAGAAAUUGACAUUGAUGAUCUUCUCGAUGCAGACAGUGAAGAAGACAGAGCUUCAAAACUACGGGAAGCGCUCAUAGACUGCUACAAACCAACAGAGGAAUUUAUCAAGGAGCUGCUCUCUCGGAUAAGAGGCAUGAGAAAACUGAACCCCCCGCAGAAGAAGACCGUAUAAUUCUGGCCCAGGGCGGAACUCUCCCAGAGACCAAGCAAGGGCCCUGGGAUCUGGACUUCUCGAAGACUUUUAUUAAAGAAGAGUUAUGAGCAACGUUUUUUUGGCGGGAGGGCAUCUAUUAGACAUCAGUUGAAGAGUGUUCCUUUUUUUGUUUUUAAACGUUUUUGUUAGUGUAAUAUUUUAAUAACAAAGAUAUCACUACUCUGGUUUCAGCCCAACUGGGAUUAUCAAACCAGGCAGACCUCCAAGGAUGGGCUGGGCCAGGCAGCAUUUUCUUCUAGAAAUCAGAGGUUUAGGACCUAACUAUACAGGGAUGAUGGUUUUUUACAACUGGUUGGUAAUACUUUUUUCUUUGGUUGUACAUUUGCCUCAUGUGGAAUUUCUCGUACUUGUAUAUAUCUACACACGAGUAAGUUAAAUGUAGAUGUGAGUUUUAUUUCACAUGGGUGGACUAAACUUGUGGUCGUCCUUUAAUUGGAGGUCACAGCACGUGUGUUUUCAAAAGGCCACUAGCCAUUCUUCAUGCGAGUGCUGCUGACCUUCAACAUUCACUUUAUGCACCAAAGUGAAUGAAUUCUGUGUAUCCCUUAUUUUCAUGAGCUACACUACAAAAACGUUGAGUUGGUCAAGGGCUUAUUUAUGGACUUUAUAUUAUUUCAUUAGUUGGGAUGCUUUGCCAGGUCAUGUCCUUAUUGCCUCAUUUGUGGUAUUUUAAAGUUUAAUGAACCCCUUAAUUUGAAGAACUAUUCAGAUUUCUAGAGAAACGCCCAUGCUACUUGAGUGGUCUUUUGCAAUGGGAGUGGAAGCACUGUGUAGCGAUUAGUUUUCUGCUUUCAGUCAAAUACUGUGUAUUAUUCUCUCUCCAUGAAAGCAGGUCAUAAGGAAGUUAGCAGAUUAGAUCUCUUCCUCCCUGGAAGUAGAUUCUGGUCACUUCUGUGCCUGGGUAGCAUCAGACCAGAGCAGGUGAACUGAGGGUUGAGCCGGUACAGACAUGAGAAAGUGUCACCUGUUCUCAAGAACAUUGACACAGGAACGUUCGCUGGUUUGUAACAGUGCUGGAGGUUGCGUUUCUGGCUUUGCUCAGUGGCAUGUGGUGAGGACUCUGGCUCCUGAUCCUAGUUGUGCACCCCAAUCCGCUUGCUUGGAGCUGGGUCUGGGGCACCUGCCCUGCCCCUCGAGGUUAUACACCAACUCCUUGGAGAAGAAUCAUAAUUCAGAUGGAUGUGGGCGGGGUAAAAAGUCAGAGGAGAAACUCCUUCCUCCAGGAGCCCCUGCUGCCUCCCCACAGAAACCCCACCUACUGUAAGAUGUCUCUGGGUGGCCCUGUCAGAGGACAAGGGUCAGGCGUUUUAUAUCAAGGGUGCUCUGAACAUAUUUUAUUUUUUAAAAGAACUAUGUUUGUGAAUUUUCUGUAUACUGGCAAGCUUUGGAAAAUGUAUUUAAUUUUGUAAUGUUUACCAAUGAUUUAUUUACAAGCUAUUUACUCAAAUAAAUGGAGCUGCUUACAACUCU
This is a messenger RNA of Equus caballus (horse), 2171 nucleotides long. RefSeq names its product protein phosphatase 1 regulatory inhibitor subunit 14C (gene PPP1R14C). Gene Ontology annotation, cellular component: cytoplasm. The record is from RefSeq and is a predicted model, not a curated record. Gene Ontology annotation, molecular function: protein serine/threonine phosphatase inhibitor activity. NCBI's taxonomy places the organism in Eukaryota, Metazoa, Chordata, Mammalia, Perissodactyla, Equidae. Gene Ontology annotation, biological process: regulation of phosphorylation.